CAGUGAGUGGGAUCGUCCCAGGAGUUUCCCCCUCCCUUCUGCCUUAAUGGUACGCCCCAUGCGCAUGCUCCCGGGCGGCGGAAGUGAGCCGCGGGAGGCGGGAGCUGCUGCUCCCGGUAACGGAAGUUCGGCGGCGUUGGGUUGAGCGGACUUUUUGGAAGCUUUUGGAGGAGUUUCUUGAUAUGUGCAACAAUGGACCAGAAAAUUUUAUCUCUAGCAGCAGAAAAAACAGCAGACAGACUGCAAAAAUUUCUUCAAACCCUGAAAGAAGAUGAUCUGGCUAAUCUCCUUCAGAAUCAGGCAGUGAAAGGAAAAGCUGCUGGAGCACUCCUGAGAGCCAUCUUCAAAGGUUUCCCGUGUUCUGAAGAAGCUGGAGCUCUUAGGAGACUUAAGAUAUACAGUUGUUGUGUCCAAUUGUUGGAAUCAGGGGAUUUGCAGAAAGAAGUAGCAUCUGAAAUCAUAGGAUUACUAAUGCUGGAGGUUCACAAUUUUCCAGGAGCAUUAUUGGUUGAAUUAGCCAGUGAGUUUGUUGAUGCUGUCAAACAGGGCAACCUAACGAAUGGAAAAUCUUUGGAGCUAUUACCCAUCAUUUUCACUGCCCUUGCUACCAAAAAGGAAAAUCUAGCUUAUGGAAAAGGUGAACUAAGUGGGGAAGAAUGUAAGAAGCAGUUGAUUAACACCCUCUGUUCUGGCAGAUGGGAUCAUCAAUAUGUAAUCCAACUCACCUCCAUGUUCAAGGAUGUCCCUCUGACUGCAGAAGAGGUGGAAACUGUGGUGGAAAAAGUGUUGACGAUGUUCUCCAAAUUGAAUCUUCAAGAAAUACCACCCUUGGUCUAUCAGCUUCUGGUUCUCUCCUCAAAGGGAAGCCGGAAGAAGGUUUUGGAAGGAAUCAUAGCUUUCUUCAACAGGCUAGAUACGCAGCACAGUGAGGAACAGAGUGGUGAUGAGCUGUUGGAUUUUGUUACUGUACCAUCAGGUGAACUUCGUCACGUGGAAGGCACCAUUAUUCUACACAUUGUGUUUGCCAUCAAGUUGGACUGUGAACUAGGCAGAGAACUACUGAAACUCCUGAAGGCAGGACAGCAAGGAGAUUUCGGUAGUGAUAUAUGUCCUUUCAGCAUUGCCCUCUUCCUCUCUGUAACAAGAAUACAAAGAUUUGAGGAACAGGUAUUUGACCUUUUAAAGUCUUUGGUUAUAAAAAGCUUUAAGGAUCUUCAGCUUCUCCAAGGCUCAAAAUUUCUUCAGAAUCUAGUUCCUCAUAGAUGUUGUGUUUCAACCAUGAUCUUGGAAGUGGUAAAGAAUAGUGUUCACAGUUGGGAUCAUGUUACUCAGGGCCUGGUAGAACUUGGCUUCAUUCUAAUGGAUUCCUAUGGGCCAAAGAAGAUUCUUGAUGGAAAAACUAUUGAAGCCAGCUCAGGUCUUUCUAGAAUGCCAAACCAGCAUGCAUGUAAGCUGGGAGCUAAUAUCCUGUUGGAAACUUUCAAGAUCCAUGAGAUGAUCAGACAAGAAAUUCUGGAGCAGGUCCUCAACAGGGUUGUUACCAGAGGAUCCUCCCCCAUCACUCAUUUCAUAGACCUGCUUUCAGAUAUCAUCAUGUAUUCACCCUUAGUUCUUCAAAGUUGUUCUUCUAAAGUCACAGAAACUUUUGACUAUUUGUCCUUUCUGCCCCUUCAAACCGUACAAGGGCUGAUGAAGGCAGUGCAGCCCCUUCUAAAAGUCAGCUUGUCAAUAAGAGACUCCUUGAUACUUGUCCUUCGGAAAGCUAUGUUUGCCAGCCAGCUUGAUGCCCGAAAAUCUGCAGUUGCUGGGUUUUUGCUGCUCCUGAAGAACUUUAAAGUUUUAGGCAGCUUGUCGUCUUCUCAGUGCAGUCAGUCUAUUGGUAUUAGCCAGGUCCAUGUGGAUGUCCAUAGCCGUUACAGUUCUGUCGCCAAUGAAACCUUUUGCCUUGAGAUCAUGGAUAGUUUGAGGAGAUGCUUAGGCCAGCAGGCUGAUGUUCGACUCAUGCUUUAUGAGGGGUUCUAUGAUGUCCUUCGAAGAAAUUCUCAGCUGGCUAAUUCAAUCAUGCAAACUCUGCUCUCACAGUUAAAACAAUUCUAUGAGCCGGAACCUGAUAUGCUGCCACCUCUGAAAUUAGAAGCUUGUAUUCUGACCCAAGGAGAUCAGAUCUCUCUACAGGAACCACUGGAUUGUCUGCUUUGUUGUAUUCAACACUGUUUGGCCUGGUAUAAGAGUAGAGUGAUGCCCCUACAGCAGAAAGAAGAGGAGGAGGAAGAAGAGGGAUUCUACCAAGACUUAGAUGAUAUGUUGGAGUCUAUUACUCGUAGAAUGAUUAAGAGUGAACUAGAGGACUUUGAACUGGACAAAUCAGCAGAUUUUUCUCAGAGCACUGGUAUUGGCAUCAAAAACAAUAUCUGUGCUUUUCUUGUUAUGGGAGUUUGUGAGGUUCUAAUAGAAUAUAAUUUCUCCGUAAGUAAUUUCAGUAAGAAUAAGUUUGAGGAGGUUCUGAGCUUAUUUAUGUGUUACAAGGAACUCUCUGACAUCCUUAAUGAAAAAGCUGGUAAAGGCAAAACUAAAAUGGCCAGCAAAACAAAUGAUAGUUUUUUGUCCAUGAAAUUUGUGUCUGAUCUUCUCACCGCUCUUUUCAGGGACAGUACCCAAAGUCAUGAAGAGAGCCUGUCUGUUCUAAGGUCCAGCAAUGAGUUUAUGCGCUAUGCAGUGAGUGUGGCUCUGCAGAAGGUACAGCAGCUAAAGGAAAUGGGGCAUGUGAGUGGCCCUGAUGGCAAAAACCCAGAGAAGGUCUUUCAGAACCUCUGUGACAUAACUCGGGUCUUGCUUUGGAGAUACACUUCAAUUCCUACUUCAGUGGAAGAGUCGGGAAAGAAAGAGAAAGGAAAGAGCAUCUCACUGCUGUGCUUGGAGGGUUUGCAGAAAAUAUUCAGUGUUGUGCAACAGUUCUACCAGCCCAAGAUUCAUCAGUUUCUCAGGGCUCUGGAUGCCACAGAUAAGGAGGAAGAGGUGGAAGUCAGUGUCACUCAAAGAGCAGCAUUCCAGAUCCGGCAGUUUCAGAGAUCCUUGUUGAAUAUACUUAGCAGCCAAGAAGAAGACUUUAACAGCAAAGAAGCCCUCCUACUCGUCACUGUUCUCUCCAACUUGUCCAAGCUGCUGGAGCCCUCCUCCACUCAGUUUGUGCAGAUGUUAUCCUGGACAACUAAGAUUUGCAAGGAAAACAGCUGGGAGGAUGCCUCAUUUUGCAAGGGCUUGAUGAAUUUGCUCUUCAGCCUCCAUGUUUUGUGUAAGAGUCCUGUGACCCUGCUGCGUGACUUGUCCCAGGAUAUCCAUGGACAUCUUGGAGACAUAGACCAGGAUGUAGAAGUGGAGAAAACAAACCACUUUGCAGUGGUGAAUUUGAGAACAGCUGCCCCUACUGUCUGUUUACUUCUUCUGAGUCAGGCUGAGAAGGUCCUAGAAGAAGUGGACUGGCUAAUCACCAAGCUUAAGGGACAAGUGAGCCAAGAAAUUAUACCAGAAGAAGCCUCUUCUCAGGCAACCCUACCAAAUCAUCCCAUUGAGAAAGCCAUCAUCAUACAAUUGGGAACUCUGCUUACAUUUUUCCACGAGCUGGUGCAGACAGCCCUGCCAUCAGGCAGUUGUGUGGACACCUUAUUAAAGGACCUUUGCAAAAUGUACACCAUUCUUACAGCGCUUGUCAGAUAUUAUCUCCAGGUGUGUCAGCACUCCAGAGGAAUUCCGAAAAAUAUGGAAAAGCUGGUGAAGCUGUCAGGUUCGCACCUGACCCCGCUAUGCUAUUCUUUCAUUUCUUACAUACAGGGCCAAAAGCAAGUUUCUUCAUACCAGCAUCUCUGGGAUCCCUGCAUUUUCUUAUUUUCCAGAACAUGCCGUGUGGACCAAGCCUCCUGCCUUUCAUAUAGCUCCAGUAGUAUAAUUUGUCUCCAUUUGCAGAACAAGAAGAGUAAGAGCCUAAAACACACAGGAGAAAAGAAAAAGGAGAAAACCGCUGCUGGGCCCACAGCCAUGGCCAGAGCUCUUCGGGAAACCAAGCCAAUCCCUAAUCUCAUCUUUGCCAUUGAACAGUAUGAAAAAUUUCUCAUCCACCUUUCUAAGAGGUCCAAGGUGAACCUGAUGCAGCAUAUAAAGCUCAGCACCUCACGGGACUUCAAGAUCAAAGGGAACAUCCUGGACAUGGUUCUUCAAGAGGAUGAGGAUGAAGAUGAAGAGGGCACUGCAUCAGAGCAUGAGGGACAGAACAAAGAACCAGCCAAGAAGAAAAGGAAAAAAUAAAUGAAACGCCUGAGUUAAUGUGAACUUUGGGGCUUCUGCUUUCUUUUCACCCAGCAAGCAACAAUGCCCCCUUGUCCUACAGCCUGCACCAGUGUUGGCAUCUUGGUUCUGAACUAAUUGCACCAUCAGUUAGAGGCAGUCAUUCUUGGCAGGUCCUGCUACUGAAAAAUGGCUGGCCUUAGGCAAGCCCUUUUGCAAAAAAGCACAGCUGAAAGCCUGAGUUUAGGAGCCUGCACUGCCCCGAUGAAGCUCCACGGGAGCAAAUACAGAGCCUCCAGACAGAGCUAUGGUCCAGGCUGGCUUCAUUUUUCCAGGGAGCCUUUGGUGAGUUCAAUUAUCUGGUAAAUAUCCAGUGCUUCACCUGAAAAAUAGUGCAAAUUGGUUAGGAUGCUUCCUCAAGAAUUGUUAACUCACAGGUCAGAAGUGAGAAAAGGAACUUAAUUAAUGUUAAGGUCAAAAAGUACGGAAGGGUUCAGAGUAAUUGCCAGGAAUGGUAAUGUUACAUUUGGGGGGGAUCUGUUUUCUUUUUUGUAUAAAAUAAGUUUAUCUUAGAUACAUAGAAAAUAAGCUUUUUGAUUUACUUGUUUGGCACUCAAAGCACAGUUUUUUCACUUAAGAAUGUACUUUGACUUUAUACAGUAAAUCUUCAAACAUU
Molecule: messenger RNA, 4954 nt
Organism: Delphinapterus leucas (beluga whale)
Lineage: Eukaryota; Metazoa; Chordata; Mammalia; Artiodactyla; Monodontidae
Gene: FANCI
Product: FA complementation group I
Biological process (GO): DNA repair
Molecular function (GO): DNA polymerase binding
Source: RefSeq, a predicted model, not a curated record